Messenger RNA from Symbiodinium natans, 3369 nucleotides. The record is from the annotation of a GenBank genome assembly. Lineage: Eukaryota; Dinophyceae; Suessiales; Symbiodiniaceae.
AUGCAGACUUUCCUGGCAGACUGGAAGAAAGGCGGCAAGCUUCAUGCUGCUUCAAUCAAGGACAGCAACUUCGGCACAUUAGAUUGUUUGCAAAAAGAAGAAAGGCUGGACAUUCGGCUUUGUCGAGCACGCAAGGAAGAGGCAGCUACGUUUACAGUCACGAAUCCAGACCUUGUGCGACCUGGAGCAACUUGGGUUUUUGGAAAGGUAGAAGCUAAGGUUGUGUCAGUCCGGUCUAAUAAGGUGGUGCUGAACAAGCCAGCAUCUAUUGAGAUGACGAAGAAAUCCGCUGUUCAAAAAACUUGGUGUUGUGAUUCAAGCUUCGUUGCUGGAAAGGUUCAGGACUUCUGGAAUAGUUUCUGGAACGCGCAGAGACGGCCAGAGGAGAGGUGGAUGCGACAGAUCUCUCAGGGCAUCCCACAGCAGCAGAUUUUUGACGCAGAGAUUUCGUUCCAUGAGCUUGAAUAUGUCAUACGCCGUCUUCCCCUUCAAAAAGCUAGAGGUAUGGAUGGGUGGAGCAAUGUGGAACUGCGUCUGUUGCAUGCGGACGAGAUUGAGAUGCUACGAUCGCUUUUCAACCAGGCGUUGCAUACAACUCAAUGGCCCACAGCUCUGGCAGAGGCAUCAGUUGCUCUUUUGGCGAAGGUGGAACAGCCUGCGCACCCUAAAGAUGGGCGACCAAUAACAAUUCUGCCUACAAUUUACAGAGUAUGGGCCAAGACGAUGGCGCAAAAAAUCUUCAAGAACAUUAUUGGAGCACUCCCAAAAGACCUCUUCGGAAGUGUUCCAGGCCGAAGCACAGAAGAUGCCGCGUGGGAAUUGCAGGCGACGAUCGAAGAAGCUUUGGAAGAGGGAAGUGCGUUGGCCGCGAUAUCAUUUGACCUCAGUAAAGCUUACAACACAAUUCCCAGAGACUUGAUUCGUUUAUUGGCAGAACGUUGUGGUUGGCCAACAAAAUUCACGGAUUUAUACUUGCAUGCGCUCUCUAAGCUCCGCAGAUAUUUCAAGAUCCAUGGAGGGCUCUGGGCGCCAACGUACAGUCAGAUUGGAGUUCCAGAGGGUUGUCCAGUGGCAGUGCCAAUCAUGAUAAUGGUCACCUGGGGAAUUACAAACUUCAUUGCGCCGCCAGAGACUCCAAACCGCAUGAUUUCGUUCGUUGACAAUUGGACAGUCUUGACCCCGGAGACACAAACAGUGGUGGCUAUCCUUUCCCGGAUGAAGCAGGCAGCAGAUGGAUUGGCGCUGAUUUUGAACCCAGACAAAACAAAAGUUCUUGCUACGACAGCUCGUGCCAGAAAGAAUUGCCGGCAAAGCUCUUUCCAGGACGAGCCGCUCAACGUUGUUAGUGCUACGCAAGACUUGGGGGUUGUCUUUACGUCGACCCUUCGAUGCACAGCAAGCAAGAUGAAUGAGCGGUUGCAGGGCAAUUUGAGCAAGCUUGAUCGACUGAGAUUAAUGCCGUGGGCUGCCAGCAGAAAGAGUCAGGUUCUAACGCGAGUUGUAGUGCCUUCUGUCUUGUAUGGAUCUACCUUCGCUUCUACCUCGAAGUCUUUUGUUUCCAAUCUCAGGGGAAAGUUCAAUGUGGCGAUCUGGGGAAAGCAGUCUCAGAGAAGCCACCAUCUGGCGCCUCUGUUCGGAACAGCCACAGAGUAUGAACCUUUCUUCAUCAUUUUCUGGAGUCGAGUGAGGACAUUGCGUAGGGCAGUUGCCAGAGAUCAAGACAACACAUUGCGCAGAUGGAAUCGGGCUAUUAACAACCCAAAGGCUUCUGGACCGCUAAAGUAUCUCUUUGAUUUUUUGGGACAGGUUCGUUGGCAGCCGCUUGCAGAUUUUCAGGUACAGACAGCCAAAGAUGAACUUUCGUUGGCUUUUGAGGACAGGGCUAAAAUCGAUGAAAGAUUGCACCAGGAGUGGCUGCAGGUCAUUGCGCAGGCUCAAUCUGAGAAGGAUGGGCUACAUAUGAUAGGUGCUGUUGAUUGGUGCCUUACCAAAAGAUUGCGCAAAGAAUCCAAGCAGGCCCCACAGGUCCUUGGAAGCUUCACGUCUGGCGCGGCUAUUUUUAGUGAGCGCAAAAAGCAUUUCUUGAAUGAGCAAGAACAAAGAUGCAGGCACUGUGGAGGAUGGGACUCUCAACGACAUAGACUUUUUGAGUGCAACCACCUCGUCAGUUGUCGCAAUGGUCUUCCAAUCGCAGAGAUGAGCCAAGGCCCUGUUCUGCAAAAUGAGCGAGGAUUGUUUAAGUUGCCUUUAGCCAUACAGGAGUGGUACGAUCAUGUUGCACAAAUCCCGUGGCCAGCUUUUGCAACCAUGUUCCGUGAAACAGUGCAUCUUUUCACUGAUGGUUCAACAAAUGGUUUGGACGUGCUGCCUAAGAGUGCAUGGGCAGUCACUUGGGCCAAACAAGGUUCGUUUGAGUUCGUUGAAGUUGACCGUGGAUUGGUGCCUGAAGAGCAGACGAAUUAUCGCGCAGAAGCGUUUGCAGUUCUGGCAGCCAUUCAGCGUGCAACACAUGCGUACCUUUACAUCGAUAACCUUUCAGUGGUUCAAGGUUUGCAUCGACUCCAGUCUGAAGGUUGGAAUGAGGUUUGGUGGUCAAAUCAGGCAGAAGCGGCUGUUUGGAGACGCAUUUGGAACUGCUGGCGAACAAAGUCUCCAGCGACCUGGGUGAUAAAACAUGUGCAUUCCCACAAAGAGCUGACGACAGCGUCGCAUGAUUUGGAGGCGUGGUGCUUUUUCCACAACGACGCUGUCGAUAGGAGGGCAAAACUGGCGAAUGCUGACAGGCCUGAAUUGCAAGUCAAGUUAUAUAAACGGGCAGUGCAGGAGUAUCGGCGUUUGCAGCACACAUCAGCCAACAUUUUCCAGCUGCAAAAGAAUGUCCUGGAGGCUGCUGGAACGAACCAGAACGAUAACCAGGCCCUGGAGCUAGCUGCAACACGAGAGCCGUUGGAUGAGCAGGGUUCUCAGGCAACUUUUGUCGUGCAAACAAGCCAUGUUGACUUCGGAGCGUCACUGAUGUGCCCGCGGUUUUUGCAUGUUUUGGCUGGGUUCCUAAAUGGAGAGUGGACUGAAUGUCCUGCUGGCAUUAGUAUUUGCGAGCUCUAUAUGGCUUUUGUUGAAGAUUGUGGAUGGCUGGUUCCAAUCAAUGUUGGAGCAUGGAAACAGGACCAGUUGCCCUUGAAAUGGCGCUCCACGGCACCGAGCGCGUGGCUACAUGAAACUGAUUAUGCUGAGUUGGCUUUUGCCAGACAGGUGCUCUCAAAACAAAUCACAACGCACCAGGGGAACCUGGCUCUCGGGCACGGGCCGCUCGGCACCACUGUCAUCACCUCAUAUCUUGUGAGCCGUGUGGGGCUUUCGAAUUAUUAG